AUGUAUCUCCGCAACGGGUUAUACUCCUUCCUCUUUCUAGCGGCCAUCUCAUCCGCCGCUUCAGAUAAUGGAACAACAAACAUUGAGUCCACAAUCACUACAUCUAAAGCUGUCAGUUUGAAUAACGUUACAACAGUAAAUGGAAAUACUGAUGUCACAGAAACGUACAACACGACUGAUGCGACUACUUCCGCCAGUAGUACCAGUGAUUCUGCGACCUCGUCUGUUACAACUGAGGAAACAACAGAAUCACAAGGUAGUACUCAAUCCUCCGCAACAGUCUUAGUAACGGAAACGACAACUGAAAAUUCAGCAACAUCUGAAAAUGCAAUGACUACUACUGAUAAUUCAGCAGUGAUUGGGGAAACGACAACUGAAACUCAGUUUAUCGACAUCCUUGGAUCAUUCGAUAGCGAAGAAGAAUCUAAAUUUUCUACGUCUACAACAACAACACCCACAACGACUGAGUCGUCUGAUGAAGCUCAAAUGAAUAAAACAAAGAAAAUUGAAAAACUGAGUGACCAAAUCAGAGCGGUAAUAAACCAUUAUAAGAAGUAUGGAACGGUGACCGUCCCAGACGCUUCAGUACCUGACCCAAUGCCUCUGCCCAAAAUUAAAAAGUCCUUUGGUGGCUUCGACAUGAACUUUUUCAACCAGAAAGUAUACGGACUCUCCAACUACAGUAUCGAGCAUGUCAACACCGACCUAGACAAAAUGCAAGUCUAUGUUGCUGUUUACAUGAAUCAAUUGAUUAUACUUGGCAACUAUUCAGCAAACGCCUGGUUCAAGAAGGUAGCGGGACCUUUCAAUGUAACACUGCGGUACGUCGAAGCAAGUGGAGCUGCUGCACUCCAAAGAGACGCCUUAGGAAACAUCCAAGCUUCGGAUUCGGAAAUGGAUAUGACUUUCAUGGAUUCUAGAGUUAAAUUUGGAAACAUGGGUGUUAUGGGUACAUUAUUACAGGGAGUUGUAGCUUCAGCGGGUCCUGCUUUAUUCGAUGCUGUGAAACCUGUAAUUCUAAAAGAAAUCAAUGAAAGAGUACGACAAGACGUAAAUAAAAAAAUUAAAACUAUAGGAACGAGGUUUACUGAAACUAAAACCACACCACCAUUAGAACUUGCUAUACAAGAAGCCAGAAAAUACGUUAAAGAAAAUGGUUACGAUCCAUACGAGCUUGAAAACUACGGGGUCAAAUACAUGCCUACCAAUAAUAGUAUUUUUCAGGUAAAUAUUUCUAACCUUGUUCUGACUGGACUAUCUGACUUCCGAAGGGUCGGCGAAGUAUCGUUGUCGAUGGAUGCUGGAACGAUUCAGAUAGGUCUACACUUGGCAACAUCAAAAUUGAAGGGCAAGUGCAUGUGGAGCGUCACCAUUGGAAAGUCUUUUAAAAGAGUAGGACAUACAAAUUUCACAGUGGACUAUGUACAAGGAAGAGGCAUCAUCUACCAAUCAUUGAACAUAACCGAACAUCCGACAUUAAAAGAUAUUGACAUAAAUGUCGGUAAGGUAAAAGUACAAGUGAAAGGUACAGGCCCGUUUGACAUCCUGGUUGAAGCUGCUGUCAAUACGCUUCCCGAUCUCAUCAGGCAUAUUAUUGUCGACGCUAUAGAAUUACCCGUUAAGUUUGCUGUUCAGCAUAUGCUUAGUGAAGUCGAUGUUGAAGAAAUGUUAAACAAGCAACUGCCAGAAUUAGAUAAAAUGGGACUAUAA
Nezara viridula (southern green stink bug) is the source of this 1710-nucleotide messenger RNA. The record is from the annotation of a GenBank genome assembly. NCBI's taxonomy places the organism in Eukaryota, Metazoa, Arthropoda, Insecta, Hemiptera, Pentatomidae.